Phlebotomus argentipes is the source of this 701-nucleotide messenger RNA. RefSeq names its product acyl carrier protein, mitochondrial (gene ND-ACP). The coding region runs from base 108 to 575 and encodes 155 amino acids. The transcript has 3 exons. Gene Ontology annotation, biological process: fatty acid biosynthetic process. Gene Ontology annotation, cellular component: mitochondrion. Lineage: Eukaryota; Metazoa; Arthropoda; Insecta; Diptera; Psychodidae. Gene Ontology annotation, molecular function: acyl carrier activity; acyl binding. The record is from RefSeq and is a predicted model, not a curated record.
UCAAAUUAUGCAACAUUUUGUGCGGAAUUGAGGAAAAACGCUGGAGUUUUCGGUGCGUUUUGAGGUCAAUUCGCGUGAGUUUUCCAGUUUUCACGGCACAAAUCGCCAUGGCGUCCCUCGUGCGAGGCGUUUGUAGUGCAUUUAGUCGAAAUAGAUGCAUGGUGCGCGUGCUGGCGCCCCGGAUUGCUGGCAGUGCAGCCGUUCUGCCACAGAGACUGCUUCACUGUGAAAAACAGCCCCCAACUGCCGCCCUUCUCAGCAAUACACCCCAGGUGCAUGGCUGGCAGUCUCAGAUUGUGAGGCAGUAUUCAUCAAAACCGCCCCUCACGAUUCAAUUUGUCACGGAGCGCGUUCUAUUGGUGCUGAAGUUGUACGACAAAGUUGACCCUGCCAAGCUCACGGUGGACUCUCACUUCAUCAAUGACCUGGGGCUGGACUCGCUGGAUCACGUGGAGGUCAUUAUGGCCAUGGAGGAUGAGUUUGGCUUCGAGAUUCCCGACCAUGAUGCCGAGAAGCUCAACCGGCCCGCGGAUAUUGUGCGAUAUGUCUGCGACAAGGAGGAUGUCUACGACUAGAGAGGUGGAAAAUGUCGGUAAAGAGCACUAAAACACCACGAAUGUGUAUAACUUUCAUGUCUACAGCUGAUUUAUGAAAUAGAGAUGGAAUUUAGAGAAUAAAAUCUCCCUAAAAACCGAGAGAAA